Molecule: messenger RNA, 453 nt
Organism: Paramecium tetraurelia
Lineage: Eukaryota; Ciliophora; Oligohymenophorea; Peniculida; Parameciidae
Exons: 2
Biological process (GO): positive regulation of translation
Cellular component (GO): mitochondrion
Molecular function (GO): mitochondrial ribosome binding; GTPase activity; GTP binding
Source: RefSeq, a predicted model, not a curated record
AUGGAUCAAAAAUAUCAUGUUAAUUGUACUUCCUUUCAUCUCUUAUCCAAAUAUUAAAUAAGCAUCGGAAUUUUUGUAUCAUAGCUCAUAUCGAUCGUGGAAAGUCUACUUUAGCAGAUCGAUUCCUAGAAAUCACAGGGACAAUUUAGCAAAGGGAAACAUGAGUAAUAUUUGGAUAAAUUGGAAGUUUAAAAAGAAAGAGGAAUUACUGUUAAAGCAUAAUCAGCAGAUAUGUUUUAUAAGGUGGAUGGAAUAGAGUAUCUGUAUAAUUUGAUUGAUACCCCUGGACAUGUCGAUUUUACAUAUGAAGUGUCACGUUAAAUGGGAGCUUGUGAAGGCGCAAUCAUAUUGAUUGAUGCAACUCAAGGAAUCUAAGCGUAAAUGCUAUCUAAUUAUAUUUUGGCUAAGAAGUAGAAUUUAAAGAUUAUACCCGUUAUCAAUAAAUAGAUAUGA